This is a messenger RNA of Teleopsis dalmanni, 2546 nucleotides long. RefSeq names its product dystrobrevin beta. Gene Ontology annotation, biological process: synaptic signaling. Gene Ontology annotation, cellular component: plasma membrane; synapse. Gene Ontology annotation, molecular function: zinc ion binding. The coding region runs from base 206 to 2476 and encodes 756 amino acids. Lineage: Eukaryota; Metazoa; Arthropoda; Insecta; Diptera; Diopsidae. The transcript is spliced from 10 exons. The record is from RefSeq and is a predicted model, not a curated record.
UAUGUAUAUUAAUUUUAAAAAGUUAUAAAAUUGUAUAUUGGUAAAGCAAACUUCUUUUGUAACCAUUAAAAACAAAAAAGGUGAAAAAAAUUGCAGUAUAUUUUUGCAGAAAAGAACAUUCUUCAAAAAUAAGAUAUAGAACAUCUAAUAACUUUUCAUUACUUUGGUGAAGAUCAAACAUAAUAAUUGGCUGAAGAUAUAGUAAAUGCAAUCAGCCAUGAUGGAAUUAGAGCCGCGUGUGGCUAUACUACAGGACCUACGUCUGCAAACAUUUGAUUCCAUUCGAUUUGCUUCAUAUCGUACUGCAUCAAAAUUACGUUACAUACAGAAAUCGACAAAUUUACAUUUGGUAGAUAUAUGGAAUGUUAUCGAAGCAUUUCGAGAAAAUGGUCUAAAUACACUGGAACCACAGAGUGAAGUUAGUGUUGCUCGACUGGAAACGCUCGUGUCAUCAUUAUAUCACAAUUUAAAUAAACGUCUUCCAACAGCUCAACAAGUUCCUGUUGAUUCAAAAGCUGGACUUCUUUUGAACUGGUUAUUAGCAGCAUAUACAAGUGAUAAUUCCGGCAAGAUUCGAGUUUUUUCUAUUAAAGUUGCUUUGGCCACCAUGUGUUCUGGAAAGUUGGUUGAUAAAUUGCGUUAUAUAUUUUCACAAAUUUCUGAUGGUGCUGGCCAACUUGUUUUAUGGAAGUUGGGUGAAUUCUUACGAGAAGUGCUUGCACUUCCAGCAGCUGUUUAUGAAUCUCCAACAUUCCAUUACAAGGAAGGCCUUGAAGAGGAAAUAUUUCCUGCCGAAAAUAAAGUCACUGUGAAUGAUUUCAUGGCAACACUUAUGUCAGAACCGGGACCGUCAUGUCUUGUCUGGUUGCCUCUAUUGCACAGAUUGGCCACAGUCGAGACUAUUGUCCAUCCAACGAUUUGUUCUGUUUGUCAUAAAGAAAAUUUUACUGGAUUCCGUUAUCGUUGUCAGCGGUGUCACGCCUACCAAUUGUGUCAAGAAUGCUUUUGGCAUGGCAAGACAUCGCUGAAUCAUCAGAACGAUCACGAAGUUAAGGAAUAUUCGAGCUAUAAAUCACCAAGCAAACAAAUUGGACAUUCGUUGCGAAAAAGUUUUCGAUGUGUUCCCGAAAAGACGACGCAAGUGUUGCCACGAUUUCCAGAACAACCCGAAAAAACGCUUAAUUUGUCACAUAUAGUACCGCCAUCGCCAUUACCGUCUCACAAUGGUUUCUCUGAUCCAUCACUUUUGCAUGGUCCAGGCACAGUUGGUCCUGGUGGUGGACUAUUUGAUCGCUCAAGUACAUUAGACUCACGAGCGACUGGUCGUAGUUUAGAUAGUGCAACAGCAGCGUCUAUGUCUCGUGUAGUAGCUGCGUCGGCAAAUGAUGAAGAGCAUAGGUUAAUUGCACGUUACGCAGCGCGUCUAGCGCAAGAAAACCGUGCGCCCGUUGGUAUGGCUGGUGCAGAAAACGCAAAUCCCAUAACUUCAGACAAUUCACGUGCUCAACGAGAAUUAAUUGCGCAACUAGAAGCUAAAAACAAAGAAAUAAUGCGAGAAAUUGCACGUUUACGUCGCCAACAAGAAGCUGAGCAAAUGGCACCUGAAAAUCCAGCACUCAUCAAUGAACUGCGUGCAUUGCGUCAGCGUAAAGGAGAACUAGAAGGGCAUUUAGGAGCUUUACAAGACUCACGUCGUCAGUUAAUGGAACAAUUAGAAGGACUGAUGCGUAUGCUUAAAAAUCAACAAACCGCCUCUCCACGCUCAACACCAAAUUCUAGCCCUCGCUCUGGUAAGUCCCCACCAAUGCCAUGUGGAGGUGCUGGAGGAGGACUUAAUACACAUGGUACAUCACCGAUGAAUUCAUUACAUCAACAGCAGAUGCCGCAAGUACAUGCUAUGAUGGGUGGAAAUGUGUUACGUUCAACUCAACAACAAUUACUACAAGCCCAACAAUCUACACCACUUUCUCAAUCACCUAUAGGACAGUCUGCGUUUAACCAAAAUCAGCUAGAUCAACUCAAUCAAAUUAGCAGUGAGGUUCGUGCUGCGUUUGCUGCCAAUGGAAGUGCGCCUCAAACAUCUUAUUCGAAUGUGGAGCUUAACGAAGCGGCAGACUCUAUUACCAAUGCUAUUUCUACAUUAGUGAAUGGUCUUCAUACAGGACAAUCGAACAACUUAAAUCAACCUCGUUUUAUAUUGCCACUAGAAACACGCCACAUCGAAGGUGGUGAAUCUUCUGAUGAAUAUGAAAUUGUGGAAGUAUUUCAAAGUGAUGAGGACUAUGCCAAUGAAAAUGAGGAUAUACUUCAUGAAGAAGCUCAUAUAGAUCGGAUACUUGGUUACAGACACUAUCCAGAAUAUUUGAUUGAGGAUGACAAUGCUGGUUUUCCGGCUUUGCAUGAAAUCGGUGAGACUAUCGAUGAGUUGCAAACGAUUAUGCACGCCCAUAUAUUAAAAUAUAGUUUGAGUUUAUGAAGUUUACGUUUAAGAAUAAAUGUGAGAUUUUGACGAAACACAUUCUUAUAAUACCGAAUGGAAUGAAAAG